UACCGUAUGUAGGGGCUUAAUCUGUCACACCGAAAUUCCCAAAGGCGGCGAUAUUCUCAAAACCCUAAGCGUAUCCCCAAAUGCCUAAAACCCCUCUCUAUCUACACAAAAAGUAGCAGCAGAAAUUAUUACAGUGAAAUCGAAGCAAGAAGACAAAGAAGAUGAAAUUAAAGGGAUAAGGAAAUGCAGAAGCUUUUACGCCUAAACCCUAGCGCAGGAUUCUGCUCUUCACCCCACAUAUUUACCCCUCCACUUGCCCUUAUCCCCUCAGGGUUUAAUUUCCCUUCUCUGAGGUUUAACCCAACUUCAAUUACUCCAUCAAUGCCCACCGCCGCCGGCAUGUCCGCCGCCAUAGCCUGCAGAAACCCUUUUGCCACUAGUAACACGUGCUCAAAUUCCCCUCGUUUGGCUUUCAAUUCCCGCAAUUGCAGGUGCUCUGUAAAUGUUGUUCAGUCUAGGGCAUGGGUCGGGUUGAAGGAGAAUCGAAGUGUGGCUUGGUUUUGUACUGAUAAGGGGGUUUCGGUUUCCGCUAUGAGUUCUGAAUCUAAUAGUGAGGAUAGUGAUGAGAAACCUGUGAAGUUUAGCAGGAGAAACAGGGGUUCUGUGGGUAGUGGUAAUGCUCCGCCGUUGCUUGCCGGAAACCCGGAUUUGUUGACGAUUCCGGGGGUGGGUCCCAGGAAUUUAAGGAAGUUGGUGGAGAAUGGAAUUGGGGGUGUUGCUGAGCUUAAGAAAAUUUACAAGGACAAGUUUUUCGGGAAGUCAAAUCAAAAGAUGGUGGAGUUUUUACGAAGCUCUGUUGGCAUCAUACACAGAAACCAUGCCGAAAGUAUAACCACAUUCAUUAAAGAGAGUGUGGAUGAAGAGCUAAAAGGUGACAGCGUGAACACCGUACAGCCAAAGAAACGGCUUACUUUCUGUGUAGAAGGAAAUAUAAGUGUGGGAAAAACAACUUUUUUGCAAAGAAUUGCUAAUGAAACUCUUGAGCUUCAGGAUCUCGUUGAGAUUGUUCCCGAACCCAUCGACAAGUGGCAAGAUAUCGGGCCUGAUCACUUUAACAUAUUAGAUGCUUUUUAUGCUGAGCCGCAAAGGUAUGCCUACACGUUCCAGAACUAUGUGUUUGUUACAAGAGUUAUGCAGGAGAAGGAAUCGUCGAGUGGAAUUAAGCCCCUCAGAUUGAUGGAGAGAAGCGUUUUCAGUGAUAGGAUGGUUUUUGUGAGGGCUGUGCACGAAGCUAACUGGAUGAACGAAAUGGAAAUCAGCAUCUAUGACUCAUGGUUUGACCCGGUUGUUUCUUCUCUUCCGGGCCUUAUUCCAGAUGCUUUUAUCUAUCUACGGGCCAGCCCAGAUACUUGUCAUAAACGAAUGAUGCUUAGAAAGAGAGCAGAGGAAGGUGGGGUCAGCCUAGAAUAUCUUCGUGAUUUGCAUGAAAAACAUGAAAGCUGGCUUUUUCCAUUCGAAAGUGGAAAUCAUGGAACUUUGUCUGUUAGUAAUCUUCCUGCUCACAUGGAUAGUUCUUUGCACCCUGAUAUAAAAUCGCGUGUCUUUUAUUUGGAGGGAAAUCAUAUGCAUUCGAGUAUCCAGAAGGUGCCUGCUUUGGUUCUUGACUGCGAGCCUAACAUCGAUUUUAGCAAGGAUAUUGAAGCUAAACAACAGUAUGCUCGACAAGUGGCUGAGUUUUUCGAGUACGUGAAGAAGGUGAAAGAAGUUCCUGCUAAAGGUGAUGAAGGGAGCGGCGGCAACAAAGGUAGGCAAUCACAGGUGCUGCUGCCACAUGGAGGAUUAUGGGUCCCACCACAGGGGGAAAACAUCUCAGAGUCUCUCAAGUCACUGGAUUUCAGACGGGCCAUGUCCUUCAUGCCUGGAUCUGGCCCUGGGUAGUGGCUUGUUGGUCUGCAAGCCUGUGUUUUGCUUGUAUAAAGAAAUUUUAAUCUUUCUGUCACACACACACACGCUGCGUGGUUGUAGGACUGAACUGAAUUUAAUGUAGGAUGCUUGUAGUUUUGUGCAAAUUUCAAUGAAGGGUUUGUAAGUUUGUUAUCUAAA
Molecule: messenger RNA, 2043 nt
Organism: Helianthus annuus (common sunflower)
Lineage: Eukaryota; Viridiplantae; Streptophyta; Magnoliopsida; Asterales; Asteraceae
Exons: 5
Coding region: 184-1878 (564 amino acids)
Cellular component (GO): cytoplasm
Molecular function (GO): deoxynucleoside kinase activity
Source: RefSeq, a predicted model, not a curated record